Molecule: messenger RNA, 3439 nt
Organism: Calypte anna (Anna's hummingbird)
Lineage: Eukaryota; Metazoa; Chordata; Aves; Apodiformes; Trochilidae
Gene: BSDC1
Product: BSD domain containing 1
Exons: 11
Coding region: 107-1465 (452 amino acids)
Cellular component (GO): cytoplasm
Source: RefSeq, a predicted model, not a curated record
GGGCUCCCCCGCCCCUCACCUCCACCACUGGCCUCCGGCCUCUCAGCAGGAGGAAGUGACGUAAGAGUGACGAGAGGGUAAAUAUUGGUGACGUCACAUCACCAAGAUGGCGGAGGGGGAGGAGGCGGGGUGGUGGCGGAGCUGGCUGCAGCAGAGCUACCAGGCUGUCAAGGAGAAGUCCACAGAAGCUUUGGAAUUCAUGAAACGGGACUUGGCUGAGUUCACUCAAGUGGUGCAGCAUGACACAGCCUGCACGAUUGCUGCUACAGCCAGCGUGGUCAAGGACAAGCUGGCAAGGACAGAGGGUACCUCAGGUGCAACUGAAAAGGUGAGGAAAGGGCUCUCUGACUUCCUGGGUGUCAUCUCGGACACGUUUGCUCCCUCACCAGAUAAGACCAUUGACUGCGAUGUCAUCACAUUGAUGGCAACACCCACAGGGACCACAGAGCCCUAUGACAGUGCCAAGGCUCGCCUCUACAGCCUCCAGUCAGACCCUGCCACCUACUGCAAUGAACCUGAUGGUCCUGCUGAGCUCCUUGAGGCCUGGCUCUCACACUUUAACCUGGAGGAGAGGAAAGGGGAGAUUGCAGAGCUGCUGGCAACCAGCCCUUCCAUCCGGGCUCUCUACACCAAAAUGGUCCCUGUGGCUGUUUCCCACUCAGAGUUCUGGCAGCGCUACUUCUAUAAAGUGCAUCGCCUGGAGCAGGAUGAAGCCCGGAGAGAGGCUCUGAAGCAGCGAGCAGAGCAGAGCAUUCACCAAGAGGAGCCAGGCUGGGAAGAGGAUGAAGAGGAGUUCUUGGGGAUGUCACCCCUGCCUUGUGCAAAUGUGAAAUUUCCAGAAGCAGCAGAGAAAGAAUCUGCCCCUGCAGCCCUGGAGGGAAGCCACCCCACUGCUCCCAAGGGGCCCUCAGAGGAGAGCUGGGCCAUCCUCCCUCCAGAGCCAGCUCCAGCAGAGGGGAGCCCCUCGGAGAGCAGUGAAAGCAUCUCCCUUGUGACUCAGAUUGCAAACCCUGACUCUCUGCCUGCUGCACAGCUACAGACUGGAGCACAACCAGCUGGGACCAGAGUCCUCUCCCAGAGGCUGCUGGAGGCCACCUCAGAAGAGCAGAGCUCCCUCCCAAAGCCCCCAGAACCUGGCCAGCCUUCUGCACCUGCCCAGGAGUCAGCAGCAUCCUCAGAGCAACCAUCUGUUACAGAGCUCAAAGAGGUGGAGAGCAAAGCCCAGGGCAGGACAGAGACUCUGAAAGAGGAAGGACCAACAGAUCUUCGAGUCUUUGAGCUGAACUCAGAUAGUGGGAAAUCCACUCCCUCCAACAAUGGCAAGAAAGGCUCCAGCACUGACAUCAGCGAGGACUGGGAGAAGGAUUUUGAUUUGGACAUGACUGAGGAGGAGGUGCAGCUGGCACUCUCGAAGGUGGAGGUGUCUGGGGAGCUGGAAGAUGAAGAGUGGGAAGACUGGGAAUAAAAGGACUGCUUCCAGUGUGUGUCACAGGCUCAUUUCCACCAUCGAAUGUGAAUUAAAUCACGGACCGGCUGUUCCUUUGUGUGUAACUGUGCUGGGGAUUGCAGUUCCAAGCUGGAGGAGUUUCAUUCCUGCUAAAUCCUGUGGGCAACUCAAAUGACCCCUUCAGACCUGGAGGAGGAGGAGGAGGAAGCAGAAGUUCACUCGUAGCUGCUAGGGAGCCUGUCUUCUCAGUAGGUCCUAUAAAAUGGCCAAGCCAAAACUGACUGCCCUGAAAGCCUUGGGUAGAGGCAGAUGUGAUGCAGCGAGGAAUUCCUUGGAAGAGCUGGGGCACCUGGACACCCAGCAGGUUUGCUUGGUGCCCCCAGACUGCUGGUUGGCUGAUUGAUUGCUUGUUUGUGUGUAUGUCACCUGCAGCACAGCAGGGCAGAGGCUCUUGAAUGCAGUCUGUGCCUACUCACUGCUCUCCGGGCCACCCCUGGAGAGAGCCCCUGUGCAGGGAGCAGGCAGGGGCUCGAGGGGCUGCAGCGGGAGACCCUUCUGCUCUGCCACCUUUUGUUGCAGAGGAAAGCAGUUGAUUUGUGGCUUUGGCCCGAAGCUGGGCUGUGCUGGAAGGAGCCAAAUUCCCUGCCAAACCAUGAGCUUCUGCCUGGCUUGUCUUUGAAGUUUUCUUUUUUAAUGGCAGCUCCUGUUUCCUGCUGCAAGAGCAGCAGCUCCUCUGGGAAUCAAGGCCUGCUGCCUUCCCCUUUGCAGCUGCACUGCCUUCCUCCACUGGGUUUUGUGUACUUCAGAGUUAAAUUUCCCAAGCAAAGUACUCAUGGCUUGCUCUUACUUAAGCCUUUCUGGGCCAGCAGUGGUUUGGGUCACUCUGGGAAUCCCUGCCCAGUUCAGGCCUUGCAGAGCCCCAGACUGGACCACUGACCACUUUAACCUCUGCCUUGUCACUGGGACUCAGCCAUUCCCUCUCCCAGCCCUGGGGGAAGGCAGAAGAACCCAAGCACAUGUGGUAUCCGUUGGCUGAGGCUGUGUCUGUCCACUCGUCUGGCUCCCUGGGCAUCCAGUGGCCACGAAGGUCACACACCUUGCUGUACUCACUUGGGUUCUUUCCCUGAAGCCCCCCCUGACUGCUUGCAAUGCUUCCUUAUACCCAUGGCCUCUUACCGGGGCAUUCCCCUUCUAAUGGCAUGAGAUGCCCCUCUCAUAAUACAGUUAUCUGAAAGGGACAGAGCCCUCCCUGCUGUCUGGCCUUCUGGGUGGUGGUUUAACCUGAUGCCAUUGUCCUGCUCCAGGGCUUCUUCCCUGGAGCUAUGGGUUUGCUUCUGAUUUUUGGAUAGCAUUAACCUAGCUGAACUUGGAAGAGUUGGGCUUUUGGGUUGUUUUGGGAGUUUUUUUCCCCUUUUGGGGAAAUCCUCAGAUACAGCUGCCUACACAGGUAGAUUGGUGGCAGAGGUGACUUCAGGUGUUUACAUGGGAGAGUGUCUUGUCCUGCAGAACCUACCAGGACCAGGGGCUGAGCUGCAGCUCUCCUCUCCCUCUUGGUGUCUGCAGGCCCAGCAGAGCCUCUGGAAUGUGCUGCAGCCUCACCCUGUCCUGGGAUCCAAUUUAAUUGGAUCAGGAAAACCUGUGGGGAGGUGGCAGCUGGGGGGUGUCAAGUUGGGGAGCUUGGGGUUGUGUCCCCUUGGGGCUUGGUGGUACAAGUUGUGACUGGUUCCCUGGGCUGCAGCAGAGCUCUGAGGAUGCAGUGCUCUCAUCUGUGCCACUUUUUUUUUUUUUUUUUUCUUUCUUUAGUCAAAUUAACCGUUUGGUUGUCUGUGCAAUAAUUAUCUGUUCUAAACUAUUCCACGUCUCCCUGAGCCUUUUCUAGCUGGGGUGAAAAAACAGGAACAAUUCUAACAGCUGGUAGUUUUGUAACGAUGACUUUCUCCAAACCUUUUACAGACUUGCAGUUAACAGCAAUUAAAGGAAUUCUACAUAGUC